Notothenia coriiceps (black rockcod) is the source of this 369-nucleotide messenger RNA. Its product is annotated as vascular endothelial zinc finger 1-like. The record is from RefSeq and is a predicted model, not a curated record. NCBI's taxonomy places the organism in Eukaryota, Metazoa, Chordata, Actinopteri, Perciformes, Nototheniidae. The annotation marks the transcript as partial. The transcript has 2 exons.
UAGAGACAACAACUUGUCAACUUAAAGUUCUGUGCUCCAAAGAUGGUGUGGAAUCAAAACACUGUUACUCAUCUGAACGUCAUGGAGCUCACAGCAUCAGUCCAAAGAUUGAAUGUGUUUUGUUCUCCCAAUCUAGGCCAGACCACUUGAGCUGCCAUGUGAAGCAUGUGCAUUCCUCAGAAAGACCGUUCAAAUGUCAAGUAACGGCCUGUACCUCUGCUUUUGCCACCAAAGACAGACUGCGCUCCCACAUGAUCAGACAUGAGGGCAAGGUGACCUGCAGCAUCUGUGGGAAGAUGCUGAGUGCAGCGUACAUCACCAGCCAUCUGAAGACUCACGGACAGACCAACUUCAACUCCUGUAACAAAG